Messenger RNA from Salvia hispanica, 321 nucleotides. RefSeq lists its product as uncharacterized. The record is from RefSeq and is a predicted model, not a curated record. NCBI's taxonomy places the organism in Eukaryota, Viridiplantae, Streptophyta, Magnoliopsida, Lamiales, Lamiaceae.
AUGACUGCCAUUCUAAUCUUGGAAAAGGUGUUUCAGACAAGAGCUGGACACUCGAGGGCUGAUCAGUUCUAUGCAUCUUAUCCUGCUGGUACGGAGCUUCUUACCGAUACUGGGAAGCUGUAUAAAGCUGCACUCGGCAAUUGCUUUGAGAUAGAGGAGUGGGGGCCGAUUGAAUGGAGCAUUUUGGCUAAACAUUUUGAACGACAAGGGAAAUCACCGUAUGCGUACCACUCAAUGGUUUUAUGCAUUUUUCGCGUGGCAACUGGAUGGGAGCGGCUAGCUGAAGGAUGGCAAUGUCUCCGGUAUGAUAGGUAUAGGUAG